AAGCGUUUGAAUGCUCUUGGAAUUCUCCGCAAAAAAAGAAAAUAAUUUUAUUUUAAUUAAUUUUUAAAAGUACUUUGCAACAUGAUGCCGAUUUCGCUAAGGAGUAGGCCGAUAAUGAAACGUAGGAUGAGUAUAAGUGGAGCUAGGCCUUUGCCUAACCAUGCCAUAGAGAAAAUCAAGCAGCGCAAUUUUCCUGAAAAUCUCGAUCUGAGUAACCGUAGUACCGAUGAUGGACUAAGACGUCCAAUGGGUGAUAUGUACGGCUGGAAUGGAAACAAUUCUGGUGGACAAUUGGGUUUGAGUCGCAAUGCUCCUCCACCGCCGCAGAAUCUCGAUUGGAGUUCCUCCGGUCCCAGACGCAAUCUCUCUCCCGUUGGCAUGUAUGAUCGCAAUUUGUCCACCAACAUGAUGGGCUAUGGAAACUUUGAGAAUCAACGGCCCAGAGGUCGUGAAUCCAAUGAGUUUAUUCCAAACUCGUAUGCAGGAAGUCGUGAGCCGAGCGUUUUAUUCCGAAUGAUAACUUUUCACAACCAAUGGGUUUUCGAAACAUUCAGGAAGCAAUAUUUCGCAACAAACCGUUGAUGGGUAAUCAGCAUUCCAUGAGUAUGAGCCGUGAGCCACCUUCGAGAUUUGAUAAUCAUCGUGAGUUUACCAAUGAACAUUUUGGUACCGAAGGACAGCCGUUGGAAUAUCGCAGAGUUGAGCCAAUUCCCAGGACUCAAGAGUUGUUGUCUAAGGUUUUUACAAUUGCGGGAUUUAAGAUGCCCUAUGUGAGUGAUGUGGUGGGCAAGCUUCCCCAAAAGGAAUCAAAGUCCUAUGCAGUGCGGUUCUUCAAGAGGUCACCCGACUAUGUCAUUCGCUCGAAGAAAUCCAAGGAUGUGCCCAUCAUUCAGCACGUAUACAACGACAUGACCCUUGAUAUGAAUUUCAUGGAAGAGGAAUCCGGCGGCAAGGACAAUGCUACCGGUUUUCUGUCCAGUCGUUUUCGGGAAAACAUCGGCAAGGAGUGGACUAAGGUCUAUCGGGGCAGAGACUAUCCUAGCUGGGAUCGUUGGUGGCAGGAUAUCCGAAAUAUCGAUGUAGAUAAACGAUAAACGAGCAGGAAUGGCAAUAGUUAUCUGGGGAAUAUGAAGGUGGUGUUUAACCUAAUGGACCACACUCUCCUCGGAAAUCUGCAGGACAUUAUUCGCUCGGUGCCCAAUCAUUUGUGGAUCUACAGGCUGCGCUGCAUGAUCUACAUGUGGUAUAGCUUCAGUCGGGUUAUGAAGUCCACGGACACCGACGAUAGGAACUACCAGGUAAUCCUAAAGGAGUGGAACGGCCCCGUCAUCCACUGGCUGGCCAAGCAGGCCUUCUGGGAGCUCCGAAAUAUCAGCAAGCUGGAGUAUCCCGAAUACCGCGAUGUCUACGGCAAAAAUAGCAAGGAAGUCAAGAAAUAAAAUAUUUUAUGCUUGUAUUUUGAAG
Messenger RNA from Drosophila elegans, 1464 nucleotides. RefSeq lists its product as uncharacterized. The coding region runs from base 1128 to 1439 and encodes 103 amino acids. Lineage: Eukaryota; Metazoa; Arthropoda; Insecta; Diptera; Drosophilidae. The record is from RefSeq and is a predicted model, not a curated record. The transcript is spliced from 2 exons.